CGGGGUGGAUCUUCGCAAUGAACUGAAGAGGCUGCGUCGUGAGGUCCAAGAGAAGGAUCGCCGACUGGAGGAGUUGGAACGCAUCGUGGCUGGACUACAGCAGGCUAUUCCUCAGACCGCGACGUCACAGGGCUAGCUGGAUGCGCUGGAUCAAGAUUUCAACGAGUGGUAUUGAUUUGAUCGCUCUUUCUCUUUCUUAUCAUUUGUUGCGUUUCCCUGUUUUCGUGCUACUUUGGCUCUUUCCCUUUCGCUUUCCUUUCUUCCCCGCUUCUUACUUUUUUGGUUCAGAGUCGUUUUACUUCAUUUUCAUGGUUUGUUGUAUGAAAUUUGCAUUCUAAGGGCGUUCAAACUAUGCAAAUUACGGGGCCU
This is a messenger RNA of Aspergillus neoniger CBS 115656, 369 nucleotides long. RefSeq lists its product as uncharacterized. The record is from RefSeq and is a predicted model, not a curated record. The coding region runs from base 141 to 338 and encodes 65 amino acids. Lineage: Eukaryota; Fungi; Ascomycota; Eurotiomycetes; Eurotiales; Aspergillaceae. The transcript has a single exon.